This is a messenger RNA of Anoplopoma fimbria (sablefish), 1335 nucleotides long. It is a transcript of the gene coq9, whose product is annotated as coenzyme Q9 homolog (S. cerevisiae). Lineage: Eukaryota; Metazoa; Chordata; Actinopteri; Perciformes; Anoplopomatidae. The transcript has 9 exons. The record is from RefSeq and is a predicted model, not a curated record. Gene Ontology annotation, biological process: ubiquinone biosynthetic process. Gene Ontology annotation, molecular function: lipid binding. Gene Ontology annotation, cellular component: mitochondrial inner membrane. Bases 54 to 1022 code for a protein of 322 amino acids.
AAGUGACGCAGCAGGGCCAAAAAAAACACAAAAAAACACAACGCAGCGCGAACAUGGCGGCGCUGCUGAGAGGUCUCCGUGCUGGAAGGGCACUCAGGGGGCUGGGCAGCGUGGUUGCUGCACCAACAGUGCAGAGCGUCAGCCUGAGACGAAGCUUUCACCGUGCAGCACUGAGGCUUCAGGAUGAAUCCAAAUCUGACAAACCCCCUUCCUCCUCAUCCUCAACCUACCACGAGCACUACCAGGCCCACCAACACAACCCGGAAUCUGACCCAGCAGCCGAGGAGGCCUCCAGGCCAAACACCAGUUACCAGGACCAGGGCGGAGAGCAGGGUGAAGAAUACGAAACAGAGGAGCAGCUUCAGGCUCGAGUCCUGGCUGCCGCUCUGGAGUUCGUCCCUCAGCACGGCUGGUCCAUGGAAGCCAUCGCUGCUGCUGCUGAGACACUGGGCCUGUCCUCUGCCUCCACUGGUAUGUUCUAUAAUGGAGCUGGAGACUUGGUCCUGCACUUCAUCGCCCACUGCAACUCCCAGCUGACGGAGAUCCUGGCUGAACAACACAACCAGGUCCAGCUGGGCCAGGCCGAACCAAAGAAGACUGCUGAAUUUCUGAGAGAUGCUGUAGAGACCAGGCUGAGGAUGCACAUCCCCUACAUUGAAUCUUGGUCACAGGCGAUGAGCAUCCUGCUGCUUCCUCACAACAUCCCGGACAGCCUGAAGCACCUCUCCACCCUGGUGGACGACAUCUGGUACUACGCCGGUGACCGCUCCACAGACAUGAACUGGUACACCAAGCGGGCGGCGCUGACGGGCAUCUACAACACCACAGAGCUGGUGAUGCUGCAGGACUCUUCUCCAGACUUCCAGGACACCUGGAGCUUCCUUGACAACCGCAUUCAGGAUGUCGUCAACAUGGCCGCCACCGCCAAGCAGGCGCAGGCAACUGGUGAAACAAUGGUGCAGGGGCUUAUGGGAGCUGCUGUUACACUGAAGAACCUCACAGGACUGAACCAGAGGCGAUGAUGGAAAAAAUCUCUCACCCAUGCUGAUCCCAACUGCCUGGACAGUGUCGAGAGCUGACGAUAAAUUUUAAUUUUGCUCAUAUUUCUGAUAACUGUAAAAGUGUGAAAGUAUUGGGUUAUGGAUUGUGUUACUCUAUUUGUCACAAGCCAUGGUGAUAAGCCAGUCUCUGUUCCCCUGGAAGACCGGUGGCUAGUCUUGUUUUGCUGUCCCAAGAUUUCACUCUCCUGCUCAGAUUAUUUUUUCCCUUCGGACAUAAUGAUCUGUCAUUUCUUGUUGGAUCGAAACUUCAAUAAAGACAAAGUUAUAUAUUGUG